GAAACUGAAGAUAUGAUUAACAUAUCCCACAAACCCUUCUCCCCACGCAACUCCUAGCGAGGAUUCAGUUUUAAAGAAUCAUCAUUGAUUUUAGUUAAUUCCUUCCCUUAAAACUUGUUAAUUAAUUUAAUAAUCCCUUUUCUUUACCCGUACUUAGCACAGUGCCCUAGGUACCCUCUACCUCCCCUUUUCGAGUACUUUCAAUUGAAAUGAUAAAUAAGUUGUCCAAUUAAAUAAAAAUUCUCUAAAUUUUUUAAAUUAGGUGAAAGGAACAAAAGUUUUUUGAGUUUUUAUUUUUUAAGUUUUUUCGUUCCAACAAUUUGUCUCAAUUGUAGAACAAGUUGUUCAACAACUAGGUGCAGUUGUCGAACAACUACAAUUACAAAGUUGUUCAACAACUAAGCACAAUUAUUUAUAAUUGAGCCUAGUUGUUCGAAAUUAUUCAACAACUGAGCGAAGCUUUUCAGACAAGCAAUAUCAAUUGUUUAAGGCCUUAAAAAUUGAAGGAAUAAAUUUAUGGCAUCCACUUAUCCCUUUGUUUUUUUAGUAGGAAACUUGGAAGGCCUUGUGGCUUAUUUUUCUCCCCUUUUCGUCCCUCUUUUGAGUUACUGUUGGAGAUCAUCUUUUUAGCUAAAAAGUCCCAUUUGGGAAUGAAAGGGUCAAUUAAUAGCAGUGAAGAAGCGGUGGUGGAAAUGAGACCUAGUGGGAUGCUUGUUCAGAAGAGACAAAAUGAUGCUUCUCCUAUUACUCCCUCUAAUUCAACUAUUACCAUCAAACUCUCAUAUGCUUCUCAACAGUUUGACCUCCCUGUGCCCCCUGAAUUCACUUUCGGUGAAGUAAAAAGUAUCCUUUCCUCGAUAAUUGGUUUGGAGCCUAAGGUGCAAAAACUUCUAUUCCGGGGAAAAGAAAAAGAAGAUCAUGAAUAUCUGCACUUGGCUGGUGUGAAAGACAAUUCAAAAAUGUUAGUUAUGGAGGAAGAAACAGUUGAGGACAGAAUUCCUGAAGAGGUUAAGGUUACCACUGAAAUAUCAAGAGGAGCUGAAGCUGUUGCUGUAGUGAGGACAGAAGUGGAUAAGCUCUCGGAGCAGGUCUCUGCUGUACAAGCAGUCGUGUUUGGUGGUACAACUGUUGAGGACAAGGAUAUUAUCUGUUUGACAGAGAUGUUGAUGAGACAGCUGCUGAAAUUGGAUGGCAUUGAGGCUGAAGGAGAAGGGAAAGUACAAAGAAAGAUGGAGGUGCGCCGCGUCCAAAGCUUGGUAGACACAAUGGAUGCAGUUAAAGCAAGAAAUUCCAAUCCCUUAAGCAACAAAAGUAAUGCCGUGUCAGUGACUACUCAAUGGGAGACAUUUGAGUCGGGGGUUGGAAGCCUGAACCCUCCUAGACCUGCAUCUGGGAUUGGAAGCCUGGACACGCCACCUCCUAAACCUGAGUCUGUGGUUGGAAGCCUGGACGCCCCACCUCCUAGACCUGCAUCUGGCGUUGGAAGCUUGAAUGCCCCACCUCCUGUAACUACGUCUGGGGUUGCAAGUUUGAACCCCCCACCUUCUACACCUGCAUCUGGGGUUGGAAGCCCAAAUGCCCCACCUCCUGGACCUGCGUCUAGGGUUGGAAGCCCAAAUGUCCCACCUCCUGGACCUGCGUCUAGGGUUGGAAGCCCAAAUGUCCCACCUCCUAGACCAGUGUCUGGGGUUGGAAACCUAUAUCCCCCUCCUCGUGGACCUGCUUCUGGGGUUGGAAGCCUAUAUCCCCCACCUCUUGGACCAGUGUCUGGGGUUGGAAACCUAUAUCCCCCUCCUCCUGAACCUGCUUCUGGGGUUGGAAGUCUAUAUCCCCCACCUCCUGGACCUACGUCUACGGUUGGAAGCCCGAACGUCCCAUCUCCUGGACCAGUGUCUGGGGUUGGAAGCCUGAAUGCUCCUCCUGGACCUGCUUCUGGGGUUGGAAGCCUAUAUCCCCCACCUCCUGGACCUGCGUCUAUGGUUGGAAGCCCGAACAUCCCACCUCCUGGACCAGUGUCUCGGGUUGGAAGCCCGAAUCCUCCUUCUGGACCUGCUUCUGGGGUUGGAAGCCUAUAUCCCCCACCUACUGGACCUGCGUCUGGUAUUGGAAACCUAUAUGUCCCACCUCCUGGACCUGUUUCUGGGGUUGGAAUCCUAUACGCCCCACCUCCUGGACCUGCAUCUGGGGUUGGAAGCCUGAACGCCCAACCUCUUAGACUGCCUUCUACUGUAGUGACCGAGGACUGGGAACAAUUCGAAUAGAAUAGUCGUAUAUGUUUCCAGUUAUGAUUUUUGAAGAAACAGAAAAUGGCAGUUAUUAGGCACUGCUGACCACCAUUAUUUUGUCGUCUUCGCUCUGUAGGUACAGUUAAAUUUUUUGGUGACUGUAAACUCAUGAUCUGGCAAACAUAAGGGUUUAAUGAAAUGGUGUUGGUAAAUUACUUCUGUGUUUUGUAAGGUUAAAUUAAGGUCUAGUUCAUAAUUCUAUUAUUCUUCACCUCAUAUCUGGCAAACCUCUUAUUGCCAAAGCAAGUUGCUGAAACAAUGUGAACCAUGUUUUGCGAAAUAAUAUCGCAUAAUCACCCUCAAGGUCAUUCCCAAUCAUCAGAUGCCAAUCUAGGGGUGUCAAAUUGACUGGUUGGACUGAAUCGGAGCAGGUAAAAUUUUUCCGAUUCAAUAGAUGGUCUGACCCAACCCAUUUGAGUUGUCUUGGGUCACCACACACAUUCAUGGGAACUGGUUGUUUUGUAUAUUUUUCAAACAAUUUGCUUUGGUUCAGAACUACAAUUAUGCUCUAUGUAUAUAUGUACGAGGCGGCAUGUAAGAUUUGUCUCUUUCUGGUCAUUAUUUUGUAUCUGCAGCUCAAAAUAAAACAAAUCGAUGCUGGUUCACUUGUUACUUUCAAUUUCCCCACCUGUGUCUGCGCCAUUGUCUCGUAUACCCCAAUAUUGUAUUUUUUGGGGGGGUUUCUCACCUGGUACUUGCUUCUGGACCAACUAAUUUAGAUUCUUGAUGGGGUCCAGUCCCACUUUAAAAUUAAAGGCUCCAUAUACCAAUGGCGACCCUAUACUCAGGUCCGAAUCCAAGACUUCAAAUUAAGAACAAAAUACUUACCACUUCACUACAAUUUUUGGUGGUUUCAAUAUUGUUAUCCAGUUGUAAAGGACUUAUGACUCAAGAGAUAAUUUGAGAUUCAAUCUGCAUCGUCUUAAGGGAAUUCAGAAUUUUUUAACACGGAACCCAAGUAAAUUUUGAACUAAUAACUGUUAAAGUAUGACGUGUCGAUAGCUAAAAAUCAGCUUCUAUAUGGACUUGGCAUGCUUUCUCAUGGCCCAAAGUUCCUACAUAGAUGAUGACAUUGACCUCUUUUUAUUUUCCAGUUCACUACUUGUUGGAAUCAUUUGUACGUUUUGAUAUAAUAUAUGGUCCAUGUGGUACCAUAUUAUUCCUUUCAUAAUCCUCAAUUGAACUCCAGUCCAUAUGAGAUAUUUCUCAUGAAAAUGGACAAUUCAUAAGUGGGGCUAUCACACGUUAUAACAUUCCAAGAAAGCAUCAUUUUCUUGAAACUUCACUGAUAUUUUUGUAUCCUAUUAAACAUGAACAAAAUAAAAAUAAUAUACCAUACCAUAAUUUUAUGAGCACUUUCUUUCUUUAUGUCUUCAUUGAAAACAGUACCAUCCAUGUCACCAAAUGAUUUUUUCCAAAAAGAUGAUCCAAUGAUACUAUCUACUAAGGAUCAUAAUUUUGCUCUAAGUGGAGAAAUUAUGUUGCUGGUACUUGUACUUCUUUUUGCUCUUUUUCUUGUCACAAUGAUUUUCUUCUUGUGUAUGAAACAUUUUAAGUACUAUUCUUCUACUCCACCAGACCAAAUUGUUCAAUCAUCUUAUCCUUCACCUUAUCCUUCCACUCCAAUGUCAACUAAGCCGUUGCAUCGCGAUAUAGCAGAGUUUGAUAGAGCACGAUGGACGCCAUAAUUUUUUUUAGAUUUAAAUCAUAUAUAUUUAUGUAUCGUAGGAUUUAGAAUGAUUAUUAUCUUAUUGUAUGUAUAUACUUCGAUAUCAUUUCUAUUUGUAUAAGAUAUAUAGUUUAGAAAGGGAGCCUUGGAGUAACUGGUCAAGUUGCUGCCAUGGGACCAGGUCAUGGGUUCACGCCUUGGAAACAGCCUUUGGCAGAAAUGCAAGGUAAGGCUGCAUAUAAUACACCCUUGUAGUGGGGCUCUUUCCCGGACACAGCGCAUAGCGAUAGCUUUAGUUUACCGGGCUGCCCUUCAUAAGAUAUAUAGUUCAGUUGAGUUGCCCUAGAUUUGCUUCUGUGGAGAAUUGCAGGAUUUUCGCAUGGUAUUAUUGGGUUUUAUGCACUCUAGUAGCUAGAAGGAUACCUUCAGUUUACUACUUUAAGGCAAAGAACAAUUGAGUUUAAUUUCUUCUUGAUACUUUGAGGUUGUUCUUACUCUAGAAUGAAAGUAUGGAACUGUGAUUUUGUUA
Capsicum annuum is the source of this 4483-nucleotide messenger RNA. RefSeq names its product formin-2. The coding region runs from base 651 to 2261 and encodes 536 amino acids. NCBI's taxonomy places the organism in Eukaryota, Viridiplantae, Streptophyta, Magnoliopsida, Solanales, Solanaceae. Gene Ontology annotation, cellular component: cytoplasm. Gene Ontology annotation, molecular function: adenyl-nucleotide exchange factor activity; protein-folding chaperone binding. The transcript is spliced from 4 exons. The record is from RefSeq and is a predicted model, not a curated record. Gene Ontology annotation, biological process: protein stabilization.